Molecule: messenger RNA, 3112 nt
Organism: Aaosphaeria arxii CBS 175.79
Lineage: Eukaryota; Fungi; Ascomycota; Dothideomycetes; Pleosporales
Product: glycosyltransferase family 35 protein
Exons: 6
Coding region: 167-2821 (884 amino acids)
Biological process (GO): glycogen catabolic process
Cellular component (GO): cytoplasm
Molecular function (GO): glycogen phosphorylase activity; pyridoxal phosphate binding
Source: RefSeq, a predicted model, not a curated record
CGAGCGAGCUACCCCUCCGACCUCAACAAUCAUCUCCCUCACACCUCCAUCAGCGCCAACUUUACACACCUACCCCGCCCUAUAUUCUCUCCAAUCGUCUCGUCUCUCUCGUGCUCGAGUCAACCAACUGUCUCCCCACCUCAAUUGACAUCUCGAAGCUCUCAAGAUGUCCAACGACGCUACCAACGUUCGCGAGCGCCGUCCCUCCACCAGCGCUCCCCUCUCCGACCUCAAGGGCCCCGUCGGUCCCGCAAACUUCACCAGACCCAAGCAUAAGCGUACCGUCACUGGUUUCGGCCCCAGCGAGAUCAAGAAUGUAGAGGCCAGCAUCCCAGAGCCCCAGCGUGAGGCCUGGAGGAAGUUCACACCCAAGCCCUUCUCAACUCCCGAGGAAUUCGGAAAGGAGGCCGUCCGACACAUUGAAACCACCCUCGCGCGAUCCCUUUACAACUGCGACGAGUCCGCUGCCUAUGCCGGAACCGCCCUGGCCUUCCGCGACCGAUUGGUCCUGGACUGGAACAAGACCCAGCAGACGCAGACCUUCACCGACCAGAAGCGUGUAUACUACCUUUCCCUCGAGUUCCUGAUGGGACGUGCUUUGGACAAUGCCAUGUUGAACGUGGAGCAGAAGGAUCUUGCUACGAAGGGCCUCAGCGAGCUCGGCUUCCGCAUGGAAGACAUCAUCUCCCAAGAACACGAUGCUGCCCUCGGAAACGGUGGUCUCGGACGCCUCGCCGCCUGCUUCCUCGAUUCCCUCGCAUCCCUCAACUACCCCGCCUGGGGCUACGGUCUUCGUUACAGAUAUGGUAUCUUCAAGCAGGAGAUUGUCGACGGAUACCAGGUAGAAGUCCCAGACUACUGGCUUGACUUCAACCCUUGGGAGUUCAAGCGCCACGACAUCACUGUCGACAUCCAGUUCUACGGACACGUCAACAGGUGGCAGGAUGACGAGGGUAAGCAGCACUCCUCAUGGGAGGGCGGCGAGAUCGUCCAGGCUGUAGCCUUUGAUGUGCCCGUUCCCGGAUACAAGACGCCCACAUGCAAUAACCUCCGUCUCUGGGGCAGCAAAGCUGCCUCGGGAGAGUUCGACUUCCAGAAGUUCAACUCGGGCGAGUAUGAGAGCUCCGUCGCCGACCAGCAGCGCGCCGAAACCAUCUCCGCUGUAUUGUACCCCAACGAUAACUUGGAGCGCGGUAAGGAGCUCCGCCUGAAGCAGCAGUACUUCUGGUGCGCUGCAUCCCUCUAUGACAUCGUCCGACGAUUCAAGAAGACCAAGCGCUCCUGGAGGGACUUCCCCAACCAGGUCGCCAUCCAGCUCAACGACACCCACCCGACCCUUGCCAUCCCCGAACUCCAGAGAAUCUUGGUCGACGUUGAGGGUCUUGAGUGGGACGAGGCUUGGAGCAUCGUUCAGAAGACCUUUGGCUACACCAACCACACCGUUCUCCCCGAGGCAUUGGAGAAGUGGUCGGUCCCGCUGUUCCAGCACUUGCUCCCCCGCCAUCUUCAGAUCAUCUUCGAGAUCAACUUGCACUUCCUGCAGUUCGUCGAGAGGAACUUCCCCCAGGAUCGCGAGAUGCUGUCUCGUGUAUCCAUCAUCGAGGAGUCUAACCCCAAGAUGGUCCGCAUGGCCUACCUUGCCCUCAUUGGUUCUCACAAGGUCAACGGUGUUGCCGAGUUGCACUCCGACCUGAUCAAGACCACCAUCUUCAAGGACUUUGUCAAGAUCUACGGCCCCGACAAGUUCACCAACGUCACUAACGGCAUCACCCCCCGUAGGUGGCUCCACCAGGCCAACCGCAGACUGUCCGAUCUCAUUGCCUCCAAGCUCGGCGGACACGACUUCCUAAAGGACCUCACUCUCCUCCACAAGCUCGAGGCCGCCGUCGAUGACAAGGACUUCCGUAAGGAGUUCCGCGAGAUCAAGUACGCCAACAAGGUCAGGCUCGCCAAGCACAUCAAGGAGCACAACGGCGUGACCGUCAACCCCUCUGCACUCUUCGAUGUCCAGGUCAAGCGUAUCCACGAGUACAAGCGACAGCAGCUGAACAUCUUCGGUGUGAUCCACCGCUACUUGGAAAUCAAGAAGAUGUCCGCCGAGGAGAAGAAGAAGCAGGUCCCUCGUGUCUCCAUCUUCGGUGGAAAGGCUGCUCCCGGAUAUUGGAUGGCGAAGACCGUCAUCCACUUGAUCAACCAGGUCGGAAAGGUGGUCAACAACGACCCCGACGUCGGCGACCUCCUCAAGGUCAUCUUCUUGGAGGACUACAAUGUCAGCAAGGCUGAGAUUAUCUGCCCUGCCAGCGACAUCAGCGAGCACAUCUCGACCGCAGGUACCGAGGCUAGUGGAACUAGCAACAUGAAGUUCUGCCUGAACGGUGGUUUGAUCAUCGGCACCUGCGACGGAGCUAACAUCGAAAUCACUCGCGAGAUUGGCGAGCAGAACAUCUUCCUCUUCGGCAACCUCGCCGAGGACGUCGAGGACCUCCGACACAACCACUUGUACAACCAGUACCAGUUGGACUCGCAGCUCGCCACUGUGUUCGACACCAUCUCCUCUGGAACUUUCGGUGACGCUGGCGCUUUCUCUGCCCUUCUCAACGGCAUCGUCGACCAUGGUGACUACUACCUCGUCAGCGACGACUUCGCCUCGUACCUCGAGACCCAGAAGCUCAUCGACGAGAGCUUCAAGAACACCGAGGAGUGGACCACCAAGACCAUUCUCACGGUCGCUAGGAUGGGUUUCUUCUCCAGCGACAGGUGUAUCGACGAGUAUGCCGAAGCCAUCUGGAACGUCGAGCCCCUUGUUCCCAAGGACGACUAGAAUGGUUUUCGAUGACGAAUGUGAUAACGAAACAUAUUUGCUUUUUUUUCAUAUAUAAACCUUCUCUGACUCGCAUCUGGAUACGCCAUACCGGCUUGGCUUCGGUUGGAACACUAGAGCGGUAGAUCGCUAGAGAUUGAUUUUAUCUUCUAUAUUUCUACUUUAUAUAUUUCAUGUUUCUAGCCUUUCAAUACUUUUCAUUCUGUGUGAGCCAGCUUGUUAGUCUUCUUUGAGGUAGUCAUCACGAUCCAACGCUUGAAAUGAAACAUCUCGUUUGAAAUGACACAUCCA